Molecule: messenger RNA, 2889 nt
Organism: Triticum aestivum (bread wheat)
Lineage: Eukaryota; Viridiplantae; Streptophyta; Magnoliopsida; Poales; Poaceae
Product: endonuclease 2
Exons: 4
Coding region: 2270-2593 (107 amino acids)
Biological process (GO): DNA catabolic process
Molecular function (GO): endonuclease activity; nucleic acid binding
Source: RefSeq, a predicted model, not a curated record
UAUUUUUUUCAUAACUCAACAUGUCCCAUGUACCAUCUUAUUUACAUAUCUCCACAAUUUUACACUUUGCCUUCUAAACCAUUGCAUUUGGCCAUGGUAAUUCUCUAAAUUGUCAAAACAACACAAAAAGGGAAAUAAUGCCAUGGCAAUUUCUUCUAUUUAUUUGACAACAUGGCGAAUUUACCUAAACCCCCAUGGCAAUAUUUAACUUUUAUUGCCAUGGCAAGUUUUACUAUUUAUCUGCCAUGGCAAAUUUACCUUUAUUAACAUGGCAAUUUUACCUAAAUCCCCAUGGCAAUGUUUAAUUUUUAUUGUCAUGGAAAGUUUUAAUAUUUAUUUCACCUUCAUUAACAUGACAAAUUUACCUAAAUCCCCAUGGCAAUAUUUAACUUCUAUUGCCAUGGCAACUUUUAUUAUUUAUUUCACCUUCAUUAACAUGACAAAUUAACCUAAAUUCCCAUGGCAAUAUUUAACUUUUAUUGCCAUGGCAAGUUUUAUUAUUUAUUUUCCAUGGCUAAUAUACCUUCAUUAACAUGGCAAAUUUACCUAAAUCCCCAUGGCAAUAUUUAACUUUUAUUGCCAUGGCAAGUUUUACUUUUUAUUUGUCGAUGGCAAAUUGACCCUUAUUAACAUGGCUAUUUUACCUGAAUCCCCAUAGCAAUAUUUAACUUUUGUUGCCAUGGCUAGAUCUACUAUUUAUUUGCCAUGGCUAAUGUACCUUCAUUAAUAUGGCAAAUUUUACCUAAAUCCCCAUGACAAUAUUUAACUUUUAUUGCCAUAACAAGUUUUACUUUUUAUUUGCCAUGGCUAAUUUACCUUUAUUAACAUGGCAAAUUUACCUAAAUUCCCAAGGUAAUUUUUACAUUUUUUUUAUUAUUGAGCCUUUUAUUCAUCUUUUUGGGUUGUUAGGGGAUGGGGAGGCGUUCAAGUUGGGGCUUUUUUCAUCCCGAAGAGUCCAUCGUUGCCCCACUUGUACCGAAUGAAACGUUCGAUCUGGGGUGCUACCAGACCAAUCGUCAGCACCAUAUCGGGGUCCUAAAUUUAAAUUUUUUGCCAUCGCAUUUUUCCGUUAAUUGGCAUGGCAAAUUUAAGCUAAAUCUAAUGGUAACUUUUAACUUUUAUUGCUAUGGCAUUUUUUAAUCUUUUAUUUGUCAUGGCAAUUUUACAAUUUUUCAUGCCUAAAUUACCUAUAUCUACAUGGAAAAUAUUUAACUAUUAUUGCCAUGGCAAUUUUCACUCUUUUUGUUUUGCCAUGGAACUUUCACAUUUAUUUGCGACGGCAAAAUUACCAAUAUUGCCAUGGAAAAUUUACUUAAACCACCUUGGCAAUUUUUAAAUUUUAUUGCCAUGGCAUUUUUUACUCUUUAUUUUUGCCAUGGCAAUUUACAUUUAUUUUCCAUGGCUAAAUUAUCUAUAUCAACAUGGCAACAUGGAAAUUUUCACUUUCAUCUUUUUUCAAGGGAUUUUUACGUACAGUGCAAGUUGCCAUGACUUUUUUUCCAUGCCAUUGCAUAAAGAAAGAUCUUUUUGUCCAUGGCAAAAUCUGUUUUGUUAAAUACGAAUGGCAUUUUCUGGUUUGCAUCACUGGGAUUUUUUAGUUAUCAAUUUUUCCCUUUUCAAUAGCAAUUUUUUCAUAGCAUAGCAAAGUCUGGGCUUUCUUUCACAAGCUUAAAAUUUGUCUUUUAGUCACAGUAGAAACUGGGCAUACUGGGCUUUUCUUUUAUUAGUCAACAGAAGGCAGCGAUGCUGGGUGUUCGGGCGGGGGCUCCUCUGGUCCCGAACUACUUUGUUCGAUCGAUGCCCAGAUUCCUCCCGAAAGAAUCGCUCGGCCUGGGAGAUCCCAGACCGAACGUUCGGCCGUUAUCGGUGUCCAAAAAAAAUCCACCCCCCCGAUCCAGAUCCCCUCCACCUCCGAUCCAGAUCCCCUCCUCCUCCUCCCGCGGCCGCACGGCGCGCCAGUCGCCCUUCUUCCGCGACCUCGCCUCCCCCAUCCCGUCCCACCGCGGCGGCCCCCACUUCGCCUCUCCCGCGGCCGCCCUGCCCUCCGCCACGCCGCCGCUGUCGCCCGUCUUCACGCUCGACGACCGCUUCGCCGCCGCCGACUUCUUGCCCGACCCCACCGCCUCCGACCUGCUCCCCGUUGCCUCCUCCCCCUCGCCCCGCGCCGGGACAGGCACAGGCAGCCGCUCGCCCUCAUGGGACCGCUCCCGCGGCAAGAAGCAGAGGAGGGCAAGGCGGCGGAGCAGAGCAGAGCAGAGGGAGAGAGGAUAUGGCGGCACCAGCACCUUCCCCGCAGCCGCUGCUGCUCCUGCUCCUCGUGGCGCUGCUGGCCGCCACCGCGCCCCGCCGCGCCGACGCGUGGGGCAAGGAGGGCCACAUCAUGGUCUGCAAGAUCGUAGAGAGGUACCUGUCGGAGGAUGCGGCGGCGGCGGUGCAGGACCUGCUGCCGGAGUCGGCCGGCGGGGAGCUGUCGACGAUGUGCCCGUGGGCGGACACCAUGCGCUUCCGCUACCACUGGGCCAGCCCGCUCCACUACGCCAACACCCCCAACGUCUGCAACUUCAACUUCUCACAUGCUAAGGAAGUUGGUUGAGACAUCACUGUCUGCUUCAACCAAGAGAUUUGAAGAGUUGCCAAAGGGUAACGAGAUGUUGAAGAGGCAGAGUGAGUUCAUGACACUGCAGUGCAAUUGCACCGUUCCAUUGAACAUUUUUCCUUUUCAUUUUUCUUAUUAUUGGAGUGAGGAUGUUAGAAUGAGGAACUAUAUGAUAGUAGAUAUGGCAACUGUGUAAUAGUAUAAUCAGGAAUAACGACAUUUCCAUCACUAUUGUGUUUUCUUGAAUUGUAUGCAUAAAAUGGAAUUUGUUGAUUUUAUAUUCUUUUUAAUUC